Messenger RNA from Andrographis paniculata, 1336 nucleotides. RefSeq names its product protein LOL3-like. Lineage: Eukaryota; Viridiplantae; Streptophyta; Magnoliopsida; Lamiales; Acanthaceae. The transcript is spliced from 7 exons. The record is from RefSeq and is a predicted model, not a curated record. Bases 541 to 1104 code for a protein of 187 amino acids.
CAAAUUAAAUAUUUAUUUUUUAUUUUUUAUAUUAUACUGAAAAUUAAUUUUACAUUAAAACAUCACAUCAAUUUGUAUUUAUAUCACAUUAUACAACUAUUCAAAUUCAAAAUUUUUAUUAUUCAAAUCCCAAUCUAAAAUCCAAAUCCUCAAACAAACACACCCUUAUUUUAUUUUUUUACUAAAUUGAAUUAUUUCUACGUAACAAAAUUUGUCCCACGAGUAUUGGAUUUGGGUAAUAGAAGUGCCAAAAUGGAAUACUCAUAUUAAGGGCUUGAAAAUAUAUGAAAGAUUCUAUUUUUGCGUGAGAGAUAUUUCUAGAAAGCGGAGAGUGAAAGGACCGAGACAUUUAUAAGUACAUUUAUCUGUUGUAGACGCUCAAUAUCCUGCAGCGCUAAAAUUAGUAGUUAGGAAAUUCUGCUGGUAUCAGAGGAGUUUCGAUUAUUGGGGCAUUUUCAGGCCAUUGUAUUUCGCCGGAUUUGGUGAGAGGGUUUCUUUGGCUAGAUUCCGUUACUCGCCGCAUUCUCGUGUAUUGCUGAUAUGCAGAGUCAAAUAUUUUGUAGCGGGUGCAGGACGCUCCUCCUUCGUCCUAGCGGACCUGCUAACAUUUGCUGCGUGCUAUGCAAUGUAAUGACUCAUGUGCCUCCCGCACUGGCAGAGGUAGAAGUGACUCAAUCGAUAUGCGGUGGUUGCCAUAUGAUCAUAGCGCAUACCCCGGGUGAGACCAUUGUCCGAUGCUCCUGUUGCCAGACGUUAAAUUUUGUGCAAGCCCCCUCAGCUCCGGCACCUAAUAAUGUUGGCCAUAUCAACUGUCCAAGCUGCCAUACAAUGCUGAUAUAUCCAGCUGGAGUUCCAUUUGUUAAAUGUGCCGUUUGCAGCUUCAUCACAAAUAUUGUCGAUAGUAUGCUCCCUACGCCUUUGAAUGCCCCAGCUGGAGGUACUAUGCAUUCAUCGAUGCCUUCUACUUCAUCGGGGAGUGGCUAUUAUGAGAGCCAUACAGUUGUUGUUCAGAACCCAACCACUGUUGAUGAGAACGGCAAUCUGGUGAGAAAUGUCGUUGUUGGAGUACAGCAUAGUAACAUGGAGGAAUGGGUACAACAAUAGUCCUUUCUGGUAUUAUUUAUUAGCUCUUUUUUAGUUCCUUUGACAGUGUACAGAUGCAUGAUACUACAUUUUUUUAGCAGUCUUUGUAGUGGCCGAUUAAGGGUUUCUUUUGUUGUUGUUGUAACAUUUUAAAAGAACAAGUUAUUUAUAAGCUCAAUUUCUUUAGUAAAGAACAUCAGGGAGAUUUGGGCACUUUCGGGCUCUUGAUUAAGAAAACAAACAUAUAUAUAUA